UGUCCACUCAACCGGGUUUCCGGGUCUCAAUUUUCACCCUCCGAAUCCAAGACGCAAAAUCCUUCUAUCUGGCAGUGGCUUGCGUUUGAUCGGCCAUUGUUGAACGCUCUCUACGAUCAAUUAGGUAUUUUGAUUCUUCUUUGUCAAUAGUUUACCUGAAUUGGCGACGUUACUGCAGUAAAUUUGCAUAAAAAGAAGCAGUUUUUGAUGAAUUAAAGUGGUUUAAUCACCUCCUCCAAACAGCUGGAGCUUUGGGCGAACCGCAAGUUUACUGUUUCUGAAGCCAUUGUUCAAUUGUUAGUUUCAUAAUAACCAUUGAAUUUCAUAUAGACCUCAGGCUGUUGUGGAGGAGCCUCUUAGAGGAAGAGGCAAAUAUUUGUCAUUUUUAUGAUACAGUUGAGUUGUUAAUUCAAAUGUUUGUCAGUAUUCUCUCGGUAUAAACUAUUUCAAAUAUUGUGCUGAAGAUGUCUUUGAGCUCAACUGCAUUAUCUACUGAUGUUAAGGAGUCCAAUCAGGAGAAUUUGUUCAUGGUACGCGGCAACCUAUCCAACGAUGGAAGUCCUCGAGAACAAGAGGCUGAUGAAGAAAAGAGUGAACACCUUCAUGGUGAUUGUGACAGGGGUGACAAUGAGAAUGCGUAUGAUGAAGAUGAGGAAGAGGAUAUGGAUUUUAAUCCCUUGUUAAAAGAAACUGCCUCUCUAGAUGCUUCUUCAAGCUUGAGCUCAGAAAUCGAAGGUCUGGAUGCUGAUGCCGUUGACAGUGGGCAGAACAUUGAUGAAUCGUUGAGAGUUUGUUGCGAAGAAAGAUUGCCAGAUUUUUCACAGGAUUGUCUCAUUGGUGACAAAGAACUUGGUGAGGAGAUUGUGAUGCGAAAUAGAGCUUCUUCUGCGGCUUGUCCAGAAGACUUGAGGAAAAUUUCGCCUUCUGAACCUAAGGAGAGAGAUUCCACUCUAGAUACCGAACCUGAAAGUGGAAUUUCAAAUAGCAAGAAGACUGUGUUGAAUGGAGGGGGUGAUCACUUUGAGGAUCUUUCAGUUGGAGGGUGUAAUAAUAUAGCAAAUUCAGGUAGAUCCAUCAUAGAUAUGGAUAAUGAGGAUGCUAUAUGUAAGCGUACUAGAGCACGCUACUCACUUGCUAGCUUUACACUUGAUGAACUUGAGACAUUUCUUCAGGAGACUGAUGACGAGGAUGAUCUUCAGAAUGUCAACGAUGAAGAAGAGUACAGGAAGUUUCUUGCAGCUGUUUUACAUGGUGGAGAUGGAAAUUCUGGAAAUAUACAAGAUAAUGAAAAUGUUGAUGAUGAAGAUGAAGACAAUGAUGCAGAUUUUGAGCUUGAAAUUGAGGAGGCAUUGGAGAGUGACCUUGAUGAACAUCUGAAGGAUGAUAUUGAAGAGUACGAGGCUGUUGGUCGAAGACCUAAGACUAGGCAAACCAGGCGCCAAAGAUCUUCUCUUGAGAACAAGAAUAAGAUUUUAGGAUUGUCAGAUAGGCCACUACGCCCUUUGUUACCAUAUCUUCCCAGUUCUCCUUAUUCCGUACAUGGUGCAAAAGGCAUGAUGCCUCCAUCCAGUCUGCUGCCUGCAAAUGAUGGCUUUGUGAAUGGAUUUACACCCCAUCAGAUAGGACAAUUACAUUGUUUGAUACAUGAGCAUGUUCAACUUCUUAUUCAGGUUUUUGCUGUUUGUGUUCUUGAGCCGGCCAAACGGCACAUUGCUUCUAAUGUUGGGGAAUUGAUUUCUCAAAUGCUUCGUAAACGUGAUGAAGUAUUAGCAAAUAGGAGUGUUCCCUAUCCCAGUUUUUGCUUCUUCUCCCCGUAUGUUUGUCCUUCGGUAUCUGAUGAACCUUUGCAUAUUUCACCUUUCCAAAUUACCAACAAAAUUUCUUCAGCACAUGAUUUGCAGCGAGGCUUUACAAAUAAUCAGGUGGGAUGCCCUUUAGGCUCCUGGGUACCUCAUAUAAAUGGUCCAAUACUAUCUGUUCUUGAUGUGGCUCCGAUCAAAUUAGUCAAAGACUUCAUGGAUGACGUUUCUCAUGCUGUGCAAGAUUACCAAUGUCGGCAAGUAGGAGGUUUGAAUGACAGCUGCUCGGAGAAGAAACCCUUGUUUCCUGUGCAAAAUAUUCAUUUUACUGCCGAACCUGAUGGUCGGGCUUCCUUAUAUUCAAACUCUGUACCUCCUUCUUCAUCAAUUUCUCAAAAAUCAAAGAAGACUCUGGCUGCUGUAUUAGUAGAAAAAGCUAAACAACAGGCUGUUGCUUCUGUUCCAAAUGAGAUUGCUAAGUUAGCUCAGCGCUUCUAUCCUUUGUUUAAUCCUGCUCUGUAUCCUCAUAAGCCACCCCCUGCAAUGGUAGCAAACCGGGUGCUUUUUACUGAUGCAGAGGAUGAACUAUUAGCAUUGGGUUUGAUGGAGUAUAAUACAGAUUGGAAAGCAAUUCAGCAGCGGUAUCUUCCUUGCAAAUCUAAGCAUCAGAUUUUUGUCCGACAGAAGAAUCGCUCAUCAUCUAAAGCACCUGAUAAUCCAAUAAAGGCUGUUCGAAGGAUGAAAAACUCUCCCUUGACAGCAGAAGAGGUUGCACGUAUUGAAGAGGGCCUGAAGGUGUUCAAGCUUGAUUGGAUGUCCGUGUGGAAGUUUAUUGUUCCUUAUAGAGAUCCUUCCUUGUUACCCCGGCAAUGGCGCACAGCUAUUGGAACACAGAAAUCAUACAUAUCUGAUGCUAGUAAGAAGGCAAAACGUCGGUUGUAUGAAUCAGAGAGAAAAAAACUAAAAUCUGGUGCUUCAGAAACUUGGCAUAUUUCUUCCAGAAAGAAGGAUGAUGUUGCUGACAGCGCCAUCGAAGGAAAUUGUGGUGCAGAUAAUUGUACAGACAGAAAUGAGGAAGCUUAUGUUCAUGAGGCCUUUUUGGCAGAUUGGAGGCCUUCUGUAUCCAGCAUCCAGGUGAAUCAUUCUAUGUCAAACCUGGCAGAGAAAAUUCCUCCACUCCAGCUAUUGGGUGUGGAGAGUUCUCAAGUUGCUGAAAAGAUGAAUAACAGUGGUUCUAGAAAUUGGCAAUCCCAUAUCUCUAAUGAGUUCCCUGUUUCUCGGAGGUCGUCAGAAACUGAGUCUUUUUCGCGGGGAAACGGAACCCGUAAAUUUAACAAUGGGCAGUUAGUUAAAUUAGCGCCAGGUCUGCCUCCUGUUAAUCUUCCACCAUCUGUUCGAGUAAUGUCUCAGUCGGCUUUCAAAAGCUAUCAUGUUGGAACAUGUCCGAGGGCUUUUGGUGGGGAUGCUUCUACCGGUGAUGGUGUAAGAGACAAUGCAGUCCCAAAAACUGCAAAUGCUGCAAAACCAUGUACUAAUUAUUUUGUGAAAGAUGGACCAUUAAGCAGUAGUGCCGGGAGGAACAAUAUAAGUAAUCAGAAUCUACAGGAAACCAGAUUGUCUAAGGACAAUAAGAAUGUUACAGAAGAAAAGGAUGAGUCAGGUCUAAGGAUGCAUCCUUUGCUCUUCCGGGCCCCUGAAGAUGGUCCUUUUCCACAUUAUCAGUCUAACUCUAGUUUUAGUACAUCCAGUUCGUUCAAUUUCUUUUCAGGUUGUCAGCCUAAUCUUAGCCUCUUUCAUCAUCCACACCAAUCAGCCCAUACUGUUAACUUUCUUGACAAGUCUUCUAAUCCUGGGGAUAAAACUUCAAUGUCAUCUGGUUUUGACUUCCAUCCGCUUCUGCAAAGAAUUGAUGAUGCAAAUUGUGACUUGGAAGUUGCAUCUACUGUUACACGACCCUCUUGUACAUCAGAAACAUCAAGAGGAUGGUGCACUCAAGUUCAGAAUGCUGUUGAUAGUAGUUCAAAUGUUGCAUGUGCUAUACCCUCUAGCCCUAUGGGAAAAAGCAAUGAGCUUGACUUGGAGAUGCACUUGAGUUUCACGUGCAGUAAACAGAAAGCCAUUGGAAGCAGAGGGGUGGCUGACCGUUUCAUGGAAAGGUCACCAACUAGUGCUUCUAGAGAUCAAAAUCCUCUAAACAAUGGAACUCCAAAUAGAACCACCCAGCAUAGUGAUUCAGGUGCCACUGCAAGGAUUUUGUCCAGCGAUGAAGAAACUGGAAAUGGCGUUGAUGAUUUGGAAGACCAGUCUCUUAUAGAAAUUGUGAUGGAGCAGGAAGAGCUAAGUGACUCAGAGGAAGAAAUAGGAGAGAGUGUAGAGUUUGAGUGUGAGGAGAUGGAGGAUUCAGAAGGAGAGGAAAUAUUUGAAUCUGAGGAGAUAACCAAUGAUGAAAAUGAGGAGAUGGAUAAAGUUGCAUUGGAAGACUCUUAUGUUCAACAUGUACCUUAUACACAUGGUAAUUCAAAAGGAAAUUCUUGUAGCAUUACUGAAAGCCAUGCUACUAGGUUUGACAAAGCAACGGAUGACCAGCCCAGUUCUCUAUACUUGAAUUCGAAUCCACCUAGGACUGUUUCUUCCCAAGUCAAGUCAAAGUCUAGACAUUCCAGUAAUUCUGCUGGCAAACCCCAAGAUCCUACUUGUUCCAAGAGGUCUAGAAAGAAAACAAAGCGGGACAGAGAUCACCCUACGGUACCGAAGUGUGCUUCUGACAUGCCUGAACAGGCGAACCAAUCUUCUGUUGCCUCUUCACCCAGGAAUUCCAGGAAACGUGCACGUGGAACAGAUUCAAGGAAAACAGACACAAGCGUGAUUGCCGAUACGAAUGAGGAAAGUCCAAACAGUACUAAGAAAGAUGAAGUAGGUUGAUUUUACUCUAAUGAUGGGAAACAAAACUUGGCUGAUUUAGCUUUUGUAGCCUCAUAUGACAUAUUAGGGCUGGGAGGGUAGUUUGCCCCAUUUUUGAAAGUUCUCUUGCUGUUCUGGUAAAGUUCAAGCUCUGCAAGUGCAGCUGUAAUAUUCUAUUCUAGAAAAAGGAAAAUGAAAUGUAUUAUGUAUAUAACAUUAAUUCUUAACUUAUUGUUGAAUUCAACAAAUGAAGUUGAAUCAAAAUCCUCAAAACAAAAUCAAAAAUAUGUUUUCUGAUGGGAA
Solanum lycopersicum (tomato) is the source of this 5003-nucleotide messenger RNA. RefSeq lists its product as uncharacterized. Lineage: Eukaryota; Viridiplantae; Streptophyta; Magnoliopsida; Solanales; Solanaceae. The record is from RefSeq and is a predicted model, not a curated record. Gene Ontology annotation, biological process: regulation of DNA-templated transcription. Gene Ontology annotation, molecular function: transcription coregulator activity. Gene Ontology annotation, cellular component: nucleus.